Molecule: messenger RNA, 2379 nt
Organism: Gossypium arboreum
Lineage: Eukaryota; Viridiplantae; Streptophyta; Magnoliopsida; Malvales; Malvaceae
Product: N-(5'-phosphoribosyl)anthranilate isomerase 1, chloroplastic-like
Exons: 5
Coding region: 147-995 (282 amino acids)
Biological process (GO): L-tryptophan biosynthetic process
Molecular function (GO): phosphoribosylanthranilate isomerase activity
Source: RefSeq, a predicted model, not a curated record
UUUUGUUAUGGACUUUGUAGUCUUGGGGAAUUUGUCUGACCCUCCCUACUUAAAUGAUACAAAUGUCUUAUUAUUUCCGGGUUUGAUGAAUUUUGAGUAAACUUUUCUACCUUGAUGAAUUUUGUGAUACUUUUGUCCCUUUUAUUAUGCAUUUCUGUUGGAAGGCACUGUUUUUUCGUGUUGUAUUCAUUGUUGACACAGGUUUAACUGCAGGAAGUCAAUUCCAGUCAAAAGUUUUGAACUUUCAGUCAAGUCAAAUCACUGCAGGCCGAAAAGGAGGAAAAUUGAAGAAUAUAGUCAGAUGCAAUAUUGCACAACCAGACCAAGACUUUUCUUUGAUCAAGGGGGAUGAAAAGAAUCAUCCUUUGGUCAAAAUGUGUGGUAUCACAUCAGCUAGAGAUGCUGCUUUGGCAGCAGAAGCCGGUGCCAAUUUCAUUGGGAUGAUCCUUUGGCCCAAGUCCAAACGCUCCAUUUCGCUUUCAGUUGCAAAGGAAAUUUCAAAAGUUGCAAGGGAAUAUAGGGCUGAGCCUGUUGGAGUCUUUGUGGAUGAUGAUUUAGACACAAUUUUAAGAGCUUCAGAUGCAUCAGACCUUGAAUUCGUGCAGCUUCAUGGAGAUCUUUCUCGAGCAGCAUUCCGGAAGUUGGUUCAAGAAAACAGAAUUAUAUAUGUUCUUCAUGCAAAUGAAGACGGAGACCUUCAAAACCAGAUUUCCGAUGAAGACUGUUCUUUAGUAGACUGGGUUCUUGUGGAUAGUGCUAAAGGUGGCAGUGGCAAAGGAUUUAAUUGGGCUCAGUUCAAGUUACCUUCAAUCACAAGCAAACGUGGCUGGCUUUUGGCAGGGGGAAUCAACCCUAAUAAUGUUUGUGAGGCCAUUAAUACUCUCAAACUGCAUGGAGUUGAUGUAAGCAGCGGUAUUUGCGCCCUGCAUGGUAUUCGGAAAGAUCGAUCACGGAUUUAUUCUUUCAUGAAAGGGGUCCGCUCUGCACCAUAUUGAUCUAUAUAGGAAUCAGAGAUUAUCCAUCCAUUGAUUUGUUACAUCAGGAAAAUAAGAUGAUGAUGAUGAUGAUGAUGAUGAUACUCACAGCUUCAAUCAAGUGAUAAUGUGGGAUUUGAGGGAAGAGAUGAUGUAUAACAUGAGUUCCAAUAUCGUGGUGGAUGUUGUUAAUCCAUCCAUAAUCCCGAUCAAGCGUCGUAAGCCCUCCUCUCAGGUAACUCCACUCCUGGUUAGUAAAACACAGAGAAGUUUCAAUUGUUAUACCAUACAUAACAUGGAUGGUUUCUUGGUGAAGAAGCAUAAACAUUAUCCUGAACCUUUCCUCGAUACCAUGGAAGCUUCUCGUCAUGACCAUGGUGAUGUAGGUAUGUCACCAAAUCCAACCACAUCACAAAUAUCUGCCAUUUUAUAUGUGAGUCCAUUAUAUCAGACCAGAAAUAUGAAUUUUUUUGGUAAAAGUACCAUUAAGACCCCUGUACUGAGAGUUAGAUUGCAUUUUACUCCAUUCACUCAAAAAAUGGGCAAAUUGGUCCCUGUAUGUUAGAUUAAAGAGCAAAUUUGGCCUUUCUGUUAAAAAUUUCGUUCAUUUUUAUUGUUAAAAACUAACGUAGAAGGACCAGUUUGCUUAUUUUAAAUAGAGGGGGUAAAAUGCAAUUUGGUUUCUAGUCUAAAGGCCUUCGUAGUACUUUUACCGAAAUUGUUUUGAAGAAAUAUAUGUAGGAACUGAAGCAUGUACCGCAUAAGGGAUGCCGUAGAGUUUAAGCAAUGGCAUUGGUCCCAUUGUAAACGACAAAUAUGCAAGCAAGCCAACCAUUGCUGUCCAACAAGCAGUUGAGGUGAUUAUAUCUUUCCUUUCAUUUGGGACAAAUAAAUCACUGUCUGGAUGGAAAUGUGAACCCUUUUUUCCGGGACUUCGACUCCACUGUUGACCGUAAACAACAUGAGUCAAUAUAAAUAUCAUUUGAUUCGUAAACCGAAUCCAACAUCUAUGGCUUACCAGAUAGAUAGGAUAAGCAAGCAUAGGGAAAGGCAGGGUGAACCUCAAUAAUCUUGUUGCAUUGUCCAAACUCUUGUAAAUUUUCUCAGACAACUGCCAUAAAAGGUAAAGAAAUUACUCACUUGUAAUGAAAAUUUACAUGUAAGAAAGGGUUGUGGCGGCGGACAUUACCGGAUGCCAUGACUCGUCAUUUUCGACAUGCCCGUGAUUCUGGUGAUGAGUUCUAUGGCUAAUUCUCCUGCAUAUAUGAUCAAAAUUGUUGAAAGAAGUUGGUAAUUGGAUAUAAAAGUAAAUGUUAAAUUCUGCUAUAAGUCCCUGUACUUUGUAAAAGUUGUGGAUUUAGUCCUUAUACUUUAGUUUGACCAAUUUUAAUCCUUAUUGGUUAAA